Prorocentrum cordatum is the source of this 684-nucleotide messenger RNA. NCBI's taxonomy places the organism in Eukaryota, Dinophyceae, Prorocentrales, Prorocentraceae. The record is from the annotation of a GenBank genome assembly.
AGCAGCCCUGAGCUCAGAGCGCCCGCGCCGCGGGAGCUCGCUCGCACCAUUGGUGAUCGAAUGGCGCCUGCCAUGGGGAGGAGCGCCGACCCGCGGCGCCACGCCCAGUCCGCGGCCAAGGCCGGGAGGCAGCAGCAGCGAUGCGCCGUCGAGGAGACGGAGUCGGACGAAGACGCGAUCGAGGAGCUCGCGAAGCGCCGGCGCGUCCAGCGCCAGCCGGAGGCCGCCGCCGUGCGGGUCGCGAGCGGGCCGCCCGGGAGCGACGCGAUCUGCUGGCACUUCGCGGGCAGAGGCGGCCCGCCGUCAUUUUUCGAGGGCUCCGGGAUGAUGACUUGGCAGUUCCAGGUUUCUGCCUGCUGGGUACGAACUGCCCGCUGCGGCACCCUGAGGAGGCCUCGAGUCUCUGCAAGCCGCCGUCGUCGGCGCCGCCGCUUGCGCCCAGGGCCGGUCCACGAGCUGCUCUUGGUGAGGGCUCGGGGGCCGCCGCGACGCCCGGCGCCAUGGGCAGGCCAGGCCUCCGGCCGCUGGCGCCGCUCGCGCCGGCGCAGUCGGGCGCGCCGCCGGGCGCCCAGGCCGCGGCUCUCCUGAAACAGGCCACCGCGCUGAGGGCCCCGAGCGCCGGGCGCUCCUGGCUCGACGCCCUCGCGGCGGAGGACGACCCUGGAGUUCCAGGAGUUCAGGCCG